Molecule: messenger RNA, 2553 nt
Organism: Fibroporia radiculosa
Lineage: Eukaryota; Fungi; Basidiomycota; Agaricomycetes; Polyporales; Fibroporiaceae
Exons: 19
Coding region: 1-2553 (850 amino acids)
Biological process (GO): nitrate assimilation
Molecular function (GO): heme binding; iron-sulfur cluster binding; oxidoreductase activity
Source: RefSeq, a predicted model, not a curated record
AUGAACGAAUUACUGGAAUAUGCAGCGAAAGACAGUAUCAGUGGAGGGAACGCAGCCGUUCUGGGUGGAGGACUUCUUGGACUGGAAGCAGCCAAAGCGGUGGACGACCUCGAAACUAUCAAAGAUGUUACUAUCAUCCACAGGCAGGCAUAUCCCCUCUCUCGUCAACUAGAUACGCUCGGUGGAGAGAUUGUUCGUCGUCGCAUUGAGGCACUCGGAGUUACAUUCCUCGGGCCCGCCACCGUAUCGCACCUCGUUACCAACCCUUCUGGUGCACUCUCCGCUCUUGAGCUCACCGACGGCUCCACUGUGCCCUGCAGCAUCAUGGUAGUCGCGGUCGGAAUCACACCCAGAGACGCGCUCGCGCACGCAUCUGGAAUCACAUGUGCACCAGGACGCGGGAUUGCAGUAGACGACAGCCUAUGCACCAGUGCUCCGGACGUAUUUGCUAUUGGCGAGUGCGCAAGCUGGCAUGGACACACGUACGGACUUAUUGCACCAGGUGUUGAGAUGGCGGAUAUCCUGGCGUUCAACCUCACCCAGACCCAUACCGACGUGGGGGAAUUUAAGCCAAGGAAGAUGAAUGAUCCAGAUCUAUCGACGAAGUUGAAGCUCAUGGGUGUUGAUGUAGCCUCCUUUGGAGACUUUUUCGCGGAACAACGUCUUGCGACCUGCAGUUCCAUGAACGCUUUGGCUCGCAUGCGACAAUCUACUCUCGCCGACGCCGUCUCGAUCUCACGCAAACAACGCGAUGCGAAUCGCCCUAACCCAGUCUGGGAAACCACCACAGCACUCGCCGAAACACAAGCACCCAUGACCGCGGAUGGAAGCCACGGCUCUGACACCACGACGAAUAUGAUAACGGGAUUGAACUCAGGAUCUGAUGUCAAGGUACCACGAGAUGUAACGUCUCCGCGAAAACGCCAUGGUACUACUGUUGCAGCAGAUAGUCGUGUGGAGACUGUCACGUAUCGUGAUCCAUUCGCUGGCGUUUACAAGAAGUACAUAUUCAGUGCAGACGGUCGUCACAUCCUCGGUGGGAUGAUGGUUGGUGACACGGCCGAUUACAUCAAACUCGUCGCACUAGUGAAGAAAAAGAAAGCUCUGGAAGUCCCGCCGUCACAGUUUAUUAUCGGCUCAGGAACGAGUGCCGGCGACGCAGGUGAUGAUCUUGAUGAUGAUACACAGAUAUGCAGCUGUCAUAAUGUAACUAAGGGACAGAUUGUGCAAUGUAUAAAAGACGGCGCGGAAACCAUCGUUGAUAUUAAGAAGCGCACGAAGGCAGGCACAGGAUGUGGCGGUUGCGUGCCCUUCAUGACAAACCUAUUCAAGGCGAAAAUGAAGAAGGCCGGCAACGUCAUUAGCGAUUCCCUCUGCCCGCAUUUUGCCAUGUCCCGUGCCGACCUAUUCGAUGUCGUCAAAUUCAAGAAACUGAAGACUUUUAUGGAGAUUAUGGAGACGGUCGGUGUCAACAAGAAGUCGAUUGGUUGCGAGGUGUGCAAGCCUGCCAUAGGAAGCAUACUUUCGUCCUUGUGGAACGAGCACAUCAUGAACCCAGCACAUCAUGCGAACCAAGACACGAAUGACAGGUUCAUGGCGAACAUUCAGCGCAAUGGAACUUUCUCUGUCGUUCCUAGGAUCGCUGCGGGAGAGAUCACACCUGACAAACUCAUAGUGCUGGGACAAGUCGCGAAAAAGUACGGGCUCUAUACCAAGAUAACUGGUGGGCAGCGUGUGGACAUGUUUGGUGCACAAAAGGCGGAUCUACCAUCUAUCUGGAAAGAGCUUACCGACGCCGGAUUUGAGAGUGGGCAUGCAUAUGGAAAAGCCUUGCGAACGGUCAAGUCUUGCGUUGGUACGAACUGGUGUCGCUAUGGAAUUGGCGAUUCUGUCUCACUGGCCAUUCAGCUUGAAGAACGGUAUAAAGGGAUACGUUCACCUCACAAACUCAAGGGUGGCGUUUCCGGAUGUGUCCGAGAGUGUGCCGAGGCUCAGGCAAAAGAUUUCGGACUCAUUGCAACUGAUAAGGGUUGGAACAUAUUCAUAUGCGGUAAUGGAGGUGUCAGCCCGAGACAUGCUACUCUUUUCGCCAGUAAUGUGCCACCAUCCAAAGUUAUCAACAUUUUGGAUCGUUUCAUUAUGUUCUAUGUACGAACUGCUGAUAAACUCAUGCGAACGGCCCGGUGGCUGGAUGAGAUGGAAGGAGGUAUUGAGAGGUUGAGGCGUAUCCUUCUGGACGAUGUACUCGGGAUUUGUGAGGACCUAGAGCGCGAAAUGGAAGACCUCGUAGGGACGUACUUCGAUGAGUGGAAGGCGGUGGUCGACGACCCUGAACGUCAAAAACAGUUCCGUCAGUUCGUCAAUACAGACGAACGUCGACAUCAAGUCGAGCAGAUCACAGAACGUGGACAGCCCCGUCCCGCAGAUUGGGCGAAGAAUUUCCCCCCGGUGCAUUUGAGUGAAGACGACCUCAAGACACCAAAGUCUAUGUGGAAAUGGAGGAAGAUGGCACAAGUAGCUGAUUUGAUGCCCACGCAGGCUGGUACGACGUAG